Molecule: messenger RNA, 1725 nt
Organism: Sesamum indicum (sesame)
Lineage: Eukaryota; Viridiplantae; Streptophyta; Magnoliopsida; Lamiales; Pedaliaceae
Product: Pentatricopeptide repeat (PPR) superfamily protein
Biological process (GO): RNA modification
Molecular function (GO): protein binding; RNA binding
Source: RefSeq, a predicted model, not a curated record
AUGGCAAAGCUCCUCCGAUUCAGAACGCUUCUAUUAUCACAGUUCCCUAAGCUAUGCUGGGUUUCAUCUCUUUCUUCUCCUUCUUCUUCUUCGGACAUGAAGGCUUGUAAAUACGCCAAACAGAACUCUCUGUCUGCCAAUAUCAGGGAUAAAGCUCUUUACUUGCUUAACUGCUGUAGGAGUUCAAACCACCUCUUUCAAAUCCAAGCCCACUUGAUUACUUCUGGUCUUUUCCAAGACCCGUCUUUCUCCGGCCGCCUUUUGAAGCUCUCGUUGAAGUUAGUUGAUGAUUUGGGCUAUACAUUCUUGAUUUUUAAGUGUAUUAGUUUUCCUGAUGCGUUCUGUGUUAACACUGUUGUAAAGAGCUAUUCUUGCAGCGGGUAUCAAAGAAAAGCUGUGGAUUUCUAUGUUGAUAUGCUGAGAGGUGGUAAUUUUAGUCCUAAUAGCUUUACUUUUCCACCGUUGAUUAGUGCUUGCUCUAAAUUGGGUUGUUUGAGUUUGGGGCAAAUGUGUCAUGGGCAAGCUCUGAGGUUCGGGGUUGACAAUGUUUUGCCGGUGCAGAACUCUUUGGUUCAUUUUUAUGCUUGUUGCGGGCUCAUGGAUGUCGCCUGGAAAGUGUUUGAUGGAAUGCUGACUAAGGACUCUGUUUCUUGGAAUACGAUUAUUGAUGGGUUUGCCAAGGUUGGUGAAAUGGGAUUAGCUCAUAAGUUGUUUGAUACAAUGCCCGAAAAGAAUGUGGUUUCUUGGAAUGUUAUGAUGACUGGGUAUUUGAAUUUCCGGAAACCAGGGAAUGCAUUGAAGUUGUUUAGAGAAAUGGUGGUCCAAGGAUUUGAGAGUAAUGAUACGACUGCGGUGAAUGUGAUUGCAGCUUGUGGGAGGUCUAAUAGAUUGAAGGAAGGAAGAUCAGUUCAUGGAUUUCUUGUUAAGGCAUUUAACAGUUCAAGUUUGAUUAUUGAUACCGCUUUGAUUGAUAUGUAUAGCAAAUGUGGACGGGUAGAUCUUGCUCAGGUAAUUUUUAAUAGGAUGCCAAGCAAGAACUUAGUUUCCUGGAAUGCAAUGAUUUUGGGACACUGCAUUAAUGCAAAUCCACUUGAUGGGCUUAAUCUGUAUUCAGUAAUGGUGGAUAGAAUUAGGUGUAAAGAUGAAUCGGCUGUAAAAUUUGACAAGGAUGUAAAGUUAGAUGAAGCAAGUUUGAUUCUCCCUGAGGAAGUUACCUUUAUCGGCAUUUUAUGUGCUUGUGCCCGCAAAGGAAUGUUGACAGAAGGGAGAGACUAUCUCUCCCAGAUGAUUGAUGUGUUUCAUGUGAAACCCAAUUUCGCACAUUAUUGGUGCAUGGCUAACCUCAUGGCUAAUGUUGGUCUAAUGCAAGAGGCUGUGGAUAUCUUAAGGAACAUUCCAAUCGAUGAAGAUGCGUCUCCAGAAUCCUCGUUGUGGGCAGGAUUAUUUGGGUCAUGUCGUUUUCAACGGGAUGUGAGCUUAGCCGAACAAAUUGCCAAAGGCUUGAUUGAGCAAGAUCCUCAGAAUUUUUCCCAUCACAAUUUGCUGGUUAACAUUUACGCAGCAGCAGGUAGAUGGGAAGAAGUUGCCAGGACAAAGGAGUUGAUGAAGGGAAGGGGAAUUAAAAGAGUGCCUUGUUGCGGUCUCAAGGACUUGAAAGAGAUAGUUCAGAAUGCCAAAGUGGGCGAUACACAGGAGAAGGAUUUACAAAUGGCAUUGAUGGAGUGA